This is a messenger RNA of Hyla sarda, 6324 nucleotides long. It is a transcript of the gene ZNF804B, whose product is annotated as zinc finger protein 804B. Gene Ontology annotation, cellular component: nucleus. Lineage: Eukaryota; Metazoa; Chordata; Amphibia; Anura; Hylidae. The record is from RefSeq and is a predicted model, not a curated record. Bases 220 to 4017 code for a protein of 1265 amino acids. The transcript is spliced from 4 exons.
GGGGGUAGUGCAAAGCCUCUCGCAUCAUCCUCAUCAUCAUCAACAUCAUCACCACCAUCCAACACAGGGUUUCCCUAUCUGCUUCUUCCUCUGCCCAUGGCUGACUCCCUUCAGUCAAUAAUCUGAGCGCCGGAUGAAAAGGGCUCCUCCAUGCACUUCUAGCUUAAAACCUGGCACCCAUAUGCCCUAUAGACCAACCUAUGGGAGACUGUGGAACGUAUGGCGUGCUACUACCUUGUCAUCAGCUCCACGCAUCUCAGCAAUGGGCACUUUCGUAGUAUUAAAGGAGUUUUCAGGGGGCCUCUCCAUAAGACUGGGACCGCCUUACCGGGCUAUGCGGAGACGGGAAAAAGCAUAGCGAAUGCUCUGGAGGAUUUGAAGGCUAAUUUCUAUUGUGAAUUAUGUGACAAGCAAUACCACAAGCACCAGGAGUUUGACAACCAUAUUAAUUCUUAUGACCACGCUCACAAGCAGAGAUUAAAAGAACUUAAACAAAGAGAAUUUGCUCGGAAUGUGGCUUCAAAGUCCUGGAAAGAUGAAAAAAAGCAGGAGAAAGCGCUGAAGCGUCUCCACCAGCUGGCGGAGCUCCGCAAGCAACCCGACUGUGUUGCAGAAGAUGUCCCAUUAUUUAAAGCGCCCAGAUUGAAAGGGCCCACAGAGGAGCUUGUUACUGGAAAUGAAGAGAAAAUUGCAAAUUUAGGAUGCGUGGUCACGUGCGGCCCAGAGACCGUCACCAGUGGCAGCUCCGAAGAGAAGAAACCAGACAUUUUAUAUGAUGGAGAGGUUGUGAAAGACAGCAGCUGCUGCUUUGUGGGGAAUCAGAACCAGAUACAGGUCCCACUCUCCAACAGCGGCAGCGCCAACAAUAGGGCAGGCGUCUCCUUUUGCUUCUCUAAGAAGGCACUUCUAAAGCUGGAUUCUUCGGCGUCCGUUUUCAAUGAGAGCCUGGAUGAGGUAAAUGAAUACAACCAAUUCCUUCACCAUAAAGCAAAGCAAAUGUCUGUAAGCUUUCGACACUAUGCACACCUCAAUGAAAGCGCAGCAGAAAGCAGCAUGUUGUCUGAGGCGGAUGAAACAGACAUGCCCCUGUCAGACAACAUGCCUACAAAUGCAGAGAAGUUUAAAGAUGACAAAGGCAGUCUGGAAAACUCAAAGGAACACCGCGAAAUUGCCCAGUCAAACAUAACUGCGAAAAUGCAUUCUCCAGACGCUAGUCUCACAGAUCAACAGAGUCAAAAGGAAGUAAAUGUUCCUACAGAGACCGAGCCAACUUCUGAGACGACAACAGAAGCCCAUUGCCAAAUGCAGAGCAGCGUACAAGGGACUUGUUCCAGCAAGCACACAGUUGCAGAUGCAAUAUUAAUUGAGCAUUUUUCCAAUUUACUUUCGCAGAAACGUGCCGAGGCUGAGCCUAGCUUCGAAUCAAAAGACUUAAAUUCUGAGGCUUCUAAUGAUCUUCAUGAAAACCCAGGUGACUGCCCGGCCCCGGGGCACUCAUUAGGUGAAUCUGUAAAUACCAAUACUCCAGCCAAAGCACUAUCUUUUCUUAGUGUUUUGAGCAAAGAUGGCAAUACCAUUCUCCAGUGGCCCACAGAACUCGUCUUGUUUACAAAAACCCAGCCUUCGAUCUCUUAUGCCUGCAACCCCUUAUACUUUGAUUUUAAAUGUUCUCCGAAAAAUAAGAUAAAAAAGACAAACGAUAGAGAAAAUGGAAGAUACAAAGAUACCAAUCAGCCCACUAGAAGCUACGAGGGCAAAGCCUCAUGUAUAAAUGUAGAGAGAGUGGCGGACAAUGACAUAGACAGUCCAUCUAUAGAGCCAAAGAGUGGUGUGAACCUAGACGACUUGUCACACAAAGACACGGAAAGCUCUGAAAAUUACCAAACAACCGUGGGAUUCACAAACAGAGCCAAGAAUGUUCACUAUAAUGACAAUGAACCUCAACUACACAACUAUUUUAGUCACUCGCAGAAAUGUUUUCUUAGGGAAAGUUACCAUUCAAGAAAACGCAAGAGAUCUUCCCACGGACAAUCUGAUGAUUGCAUGGUAAAAGAAAAUAUACACUGUAAGGAAAAAUGCAAAAGGAGACCUUUAUACCAAGAUAGUCUUCGAAAGGACAAAUCAUACAGCUCUAGAAGGUCAUCAGAGAAUCGGCAGCAAGAUAGUUUUUCGUGGGAAAACAGUGACGGUUGGAAGGACUCUGACAGUGAUACCAAUUCAGAUAUAUCCCAUAAAACAUCCUCCUCACAGUUGUCCUAUUCUAGUUCUUCCAUGAGUAGUGGUUCAUCAUGCAGAUAUAAGGAUCUUCUCAGCCGGAUGUCAACUAAUGAAGCCUCCUCGAAUGGAGACAAUUGGAGAACAUCAAAGCACAAAAGUAAUAUGUCUUCUGAAAGUGGAUCCAUAACUAAUGAUAAAAAGUUGAACUGCAAAUGCAAACAUAAGCACAGAACAUUUAGGGAGAGUAAUGAAUAUUUAGAGCAAGGGCUUUGCGCCAAACAUGCCAGGAACAAGCAUCGAUCCUGGAAAAAAACAACUGACCGAGAAACAGAGAGUGUUGGAGAAAAAAUAAAUUUGGUGCAUGAGGGUAAUAUUGAGACUGUUGAGUCCACAAUUUAUAACUCACGUGCUUCCCCUGAAGAUAUAGUUGACCUUCCAAGUCCAUUCACAAGUCCAAUUGAUCUGGAACAGUCUGACGGUAGUCCCACAAAAGACUUCCUUCAGUGUCACCCCCAUGAUGUGACACCUAUUUUGGUGAACUGUCAAAAUAACACUUCCAAAAAUAUAGUAGAACCGAAAAAAGACAAUGAUCAAGAACAUUUAGUUUCGGAUUUGUAUUUAGAUGGUAAAUUGGUAUCAGUGCAAACCACUGGAGAGAGCAACAAAACAAAGGAAUACGAUAUGGACUUUAAUAAACCUUUGGAAAAUAUUUCCCCACAGUGUAACAUAGUAGGUCAUGACAUGUUAGAGGUGCCAUUGCAUGAUGAAGCAGAAUUUAGUAGCAACAAUGUACAUCUUUGUAGUAAGAACCACAUAAUAGAAAAUGUCAGCAGUAGUCUACACACUGGGUCAGAGGGCUGUGAAGUCACAGUUGUGACCCAUUGUGAUAACAAUAGUCUGGAUAAUGGGAUUCACAUAGACUCAGAAAACAGAACUGAAAUGGAGCAACAAAAGGGACAUUUAAUAAGGGAAGAAGAACAAUCUAUUAUGCAAAGUGCUGACCCAGUUCACCUUAACUUCUCAUACCCAUUGCCCUCUCUCAGACAUCCCGGUGGAAUUGAUUCACCAGAGACCAAAGAAGACCCAUUGAGAUUGGGACUGCCUGAUGUAAAUACAAGUCCGAGUCUUGUAGAUCUAAAAUGUUUUUAUGACAGUACUAUGCAGGAUUUUAGGAAAAUGGACAAUAGGUGGCAUCAUAAGCCGACUGGUCCUCCUUUAGCACAACAACCCGUCACGUUUUCGCCAGAUGAAGUCGAUAAGUAUAAAGUAUUGCAAAUGCAGGCACAACAGCAUAUGCAGAAACAGAUGUUGACAAAGCAUUUUAAAGCUUUACCAACAAAUAGCUCUGCUGUAUUCUCAGCUGCACAAACCAUCCAGCCUGUGUCCAUCCAACAUCAUCCCUCCAUCACCACCAUCCACCAUGCUCUGAUGCAACGAUAUGCCAUCACAGCUUCCAUGCAUUCCCAUGUCAAUCAUUUUCCAUUGCCACAUCUUAAUCAUUUCCCUCAAUCUCAGUUUCCCCCAAUUUCCCUUUCUUCGUCCUUAACACCAACCCUAUUUCCAACCCCACCACCCAUCAUAGGCCAUGCACUGACGCACCCACUACACUUAGUUUCGGCAGCAGCCAUUCACCCUCCACACUUGACCAUCCAGGCCAUUCCCCAUGCAACACUGAUACCAACCAUCUUUGCCCCACACCCCAACACAGGUAUGCACCCAACACUACAAUUACAUCCUCUCAUUCCAUUGUUCCAAGGACAGGAGUUCCACCACCAUUCUGGGUCUGGUCACCUUCAUUAAUAUUUGCUGGGAUGAGAAGAACUGAUGUUAUAGAGGACAUGAAGAUUAGAUUAUGUUUGUUUUUCUUUUCCUUUUAUGAUUAUUUUUUCUCAAUUUUUUUUCUAGCAUUGAUAAAUUUUAGUUGACUUCAUGAAAGAUUAGUUUCAUUAGUUUAAGAUUCUAUGUUUAUUGUAAUUCUUGAUUGUUAAUUUGAUACAGUAUGGUAUAUGAUGUGAAUUUAUUAUGCAGAAAAUGCUAUUAUUUUUAAUAAAAUAAAGAAUAAUCUGUUUACAGAGCCUACAAAAAUGGGUUGUUUUCUUUUUUUUUUACCCCAAACAUUAUUUAUUUAUUCUUUAACUUUCAUACAGAUGAAAUUGUUAAUAUAUUAGCCUGUCACUUAGGAUGUCAGCAUUGUAUGAUGGUAUACUAUAAAACUCACACAAUCAGAUUGCAGUGUGAUCCAUCUCACUCUUUUCCCAUGUCUACAAUUGUGUUGACAAGUAGGGAUAAAACUUCACUGGGAACAAGACAACUAUAUAUACUGCAGGGGCAACUCAAAGGUGUUGUAGACCGCAUAGGAAGGGUCAUUAAAUGAGCACUGUCGGAUUCAAAAUAUUUUUAUAUGUUGUGCAUCUUGAAAAACAUUAAACUAUCUAAUAUACUUCAUAAUAAAAGGUUAUCUCCUUUUUAUAGAUAAUGUAGCUUUUAAAAAAGACCACUAGGGGUCCCCAUACCAUCUAGAACAUAAUCCUGUCCAGGUGCAGCAUCAUAUUUGUCCCAGCUAAAACAUAGGCAGGGACAAAGUCUAAGUAGGGAGGGCUAACUAGCAUUCCUAUGUGCUCACUCCUGUCCCGUCCCCCAGAGAGAAGGGGGUUACAGAGCAGCCUGCAGUGAUUGGAUGAAAAGACCCAGCACAGCAGAUUCAGGGAGGAAGUGAAUGCAUGGUGAGUGGGGCAAGCUCAGUGGUUGCCUUGGACACGCCCCCUCCUGAGCAGUGGAUGUCAAAAUGAGUGAGCAGCAGAAUAGAGAGAUUUGUGAUCCAAAUAAAGAAGCUAGACACAUAAAACAACUUAGAAUCUGCAUAAUCUAGUAACAUAUAGAAGCAUUAUUGUUUUUUCUGUAAUAUAACAGGUGCGCUUUAAAUAAAAUUUGAAAAAGACACAUACUCUUAUUAAUCUAGGGUUCUAUUUAUGUAAUUCUUUAACAGCAACACCAGUUCAUGUGAACAUGUCUCUAAAGUGAUCCUCCAACCUUAAAUAUCUAUGGGUUAUCUUAGCGAGGUCGUCAACCUUAAUUAUCUCCUGAAUCUUGAAUGACAGCCUCUAAGCAAAAGCAAACAGUCAUAAUUUCACCCAACUUUAGUUAGAAUCUAAGGCUCUUCACCAGAGCCAUCCCCAAGAUCAGACUGAUCUGGCUGCCAGGGACCCAGGUUGCCUCUGCAGAGCACUGACAUAAAGCAUUAUGCUAGUUAGUAGGCUGGAAAACUAUCACAAGGGCACAGGGUUAGGCUAAUGUGGUUGACUAGCUGGUCACCAGGAGGACUCAUUGGGACAAAAACAACAGGCUAGGAGAAUAAACAGCAAACAAUCCAAGGGUUAAUUUUCCAGAAGGACACUUAAAUGCAGGAAUAGCAGGCAGAGGGUUAACAGGGAACCGUACAAGAGUCAAGCCAGGAGGUCAAACCAAUACAGAAUCAGCAGAUAUGAAGGGGUUACCGGAUCCACAGUCCAAACAGGUCAGGUAGGCAGAGUACACAGCCAGAGAAUAUAAAAAACACCAAUGACUGGUUGAGUAGACAUUUUCUACAGGAAUAACACAACAGAGGAAGCAAAAAGAAGAGGAAAGCCAUCUGAACAGCAGCUGCAUCAAAUUGGUUAAGGUGGGUAUGCUUUAUAUGUUUAGGGCAUGUUCACACUACAGUGUGUGAACAGAAUCUCCGCUCGCUGAAUUCAGCGAGCGGAGAUUCAGACUGGCAGCCGACGGCGGCGGUAGGACCGCACCGCACUGAGCCGUCAUCAUUGACGGCUAUGCAGUACUUGCGGACUUCCGCGCAAAGAAUGAACAUGUUCUUUCUUUGCGCAGAACAAUUUCAGCGGCGGAAUUGUCCGCAGCUGAAAUUCCGCAGUGUGAGACCCAUUCACACUAAUGUUAAGUUCACACCGCGGAAUUCCACUCGCGGAAUUCCACCUGCGGAAUUCCGCGGGAAUUCCGUAGUGUGAACAUACCCUUAAAGUACAAGGAAGCCCUGGAGGGGAUAGUAUAGGACCAGAGGGGUGCAUGACAGGGGGAUUAUGCAGGUAUGGCAGGGGUAAGGUGUGGACAAAGGCA